AUGAUUUUUAAAGGUGGAAGUCGAUGCUAUAGCUGCAUGUCGCGAUAUUACGGUGUCACCUGGCAGUUUGCCGGCUAUUCAAGGAUAUAUGUAGAGCCAAGGGCAUUCACGGACUCCUGCCGGAAUCCAAUGACUCGAGGAGCUGAUGUACCGUUCGCGUACUGCGGAGACGAGUCAAAUUGUAUUACUAUGGUAGAAGACUUGAAAAUAGAAGUAUGGGCUGACACACAUUAUCUUGAGAGGUAG
Messenger RNA from Cooperia oncophora, 246 nucleotides. The record is from the annotation of a GenBank genome assembly. Lineage: Eukaryota; Metazoa; Nematoda; Chromadorea; Rhabditida; Trichostrongylidae.